AUGUAUAAUUUGUUUUUCGUUAAAAUAACUUUUUUUGCUUUAACACUUACUUUCUUAAACUGCAAUGCCGCUAAAGAAAAAACAAAUUCAGGUAGCGAUAAAUUGCAACAAGUUCUCAAGUUCACUAGUCAAACAGGAUAUUUCAAUGUUGAUGGACACAAAUUCAAGAGCUAUGUCAAAACAUCUUUGAAACCAUAUGGAGUUUUUCUAUUGUUGUCCGUAUCUAUGCCAGAGAGAAAAUGUUCUCACUGUGGGGAUGCCUUGGAAAGUUUUAAGCUGAUUUCCAGCUCGUGGAGGUUUUCUGAGGAUUUUGAAAAUGAUGUGUUCUUCGGUUUUGCAGAUUUUGAUGCUGGAGGCAUGGAUGUCUUUCAAAGUCUGCAAAUAAGGUCAGCCCCGGUCAUGCUGUACUUCCCUCCUUAUGAAUUGAAAUACCAGAGUAUGAUGAUUGAAAAGUAUGGACUGUCAGCAGAAGGAUUUGCUAACUUUUUGCAGAGGGUUACAUCUAGAAAGAUAAUAAUCAAGCACCCUCCUAACUACACUGUCCUAAUGAGUGUUUGUGCAUCCAUAGCAGUUCUCGUGUUUCUUUUCUACAUGGACGUCAUCAACAUCAAACUCAUCAACACAGCACUGCAGAUGUGGUCUGGAGCAACAAUUGUCAUGUUCAUCCUGCUGAUGAUAUCUGGUUUUAUGUGGAACCACAUGCGAAGACCUCCACUUGUGCACGAACAAGAAAAUUCAAUUAUCUACAUCGAACAUUGGGGAGAUGGACAAUUGCUGGCUGAGAGUUUCAUUAUUUUUUUUCUUAACCUCCUAAUUGGUAUAGGUAUUGUGCUGUUGGCUCAACCUAGGACACUGCCAAUAACAGCCAGGAAGUGGUGUGCUUAUGUAGGGAUUUCAGUGGUAUGCAUUUUCUUUUAUUUCCUCUUGGGUGUCUUCAAGAAAAAAUAUGAAGGCUACCCAUACGGCCAAUUAUCCUGA
Helobdella robusta is the source of this 978-nucleotide messenger RNA. RefSeq lists its product as hypothetical. Gene Ontology annotation, cellular component: oligosaccharyltransferase complex. The coding region runs from base 1 to 978 and encodes 325 amino acids. The record is from RefSeq and is a predicted model, not a curated record. The transcript has 11 exons. NCBI's taxonomy places the organism in Eukaryota, Metazoa, Annelida, Clitellata, Rhynchobdellida, Glossiphoniidae.